AUGCUCCGACCGUAUCAUGUCAUAUGGAAUGGCAACAGGCACGGUGAUGAGGACAGCAGAACAGACUCGACCAGGCAACCAGUCGGAUUCGCGAGGCACCGUGGUCGGUGGAAUGGCUUCGUGAACAAUCAGUUGGGUUCGUUUCUUCUGGCCACAUUAAUUAACGGGAUCUGCUCAGAACAGCAGAUGGACGGAAAGGCGAGGGCAUUACGGUCGCCGGAUCUGCUAGUGAUCACGGACGACCGAAUGGUGGCUGACAAAAUCAGUGUGACUAAAGAGAUGAACGUGUCGCGUGUCCUGCGCAGUUUGCCUCCUUCACCGAUGACCGCCUUUACACGGUCGGAUUCGGAAAUGGAUUCAACAAUACCGUCGCCGCGGUCGAAGGUGGACAGCGAAACGGCAGCGGCGGCGAUCGACGGCAAGGAAGGCUGGAAUUCGAAGAAACACCUGCACAAACUCGGUCACCGGGUCUACGACAAUGAUCACUGUCUACAGGAGCGCGAGCAGUCGAUACGCUGUAUUCUGCAGUUCGACGGCGAGAAGGGCUUUUGCAGUGACGAGUUCCAGAACUACGCCCGCUGCCGCGAGUUGUGGGUACAGAAAGUUUUUGGCCAGUCGUGGUCGUACGGAGAGAGCAACGGCUGGUGUGCGGGCGGAGGUACGACGCCGGUGAUCGAACGACGGUUGACAGUUGUGCUUUCGUAG
Messenger RNA from Soboliphyme baturini, 705 nucleotides. The record is from the annotation of a GenBank genome assembly. Lineage: Eukaryota; Metazoa; Nematoda; Enoplea; Dioctophymatida; Soboliphymatidae.